UUGGGAAAGCUCCCCAGCGUCAUAUCCCACGAUCCACACAGGCUCUCAAAAUAAGCUCUUCUCCGCAACUGUCGACUCCUUAGCUGCAUACUCUUCCGUCUCACCGUGCCGCUUCCUGCACUUCGACUCAACUCCAUCUCCAUUCGAUACACCUUGCGCGUCAACAUUCACCAUUUGCAAUUACAUAUUGCUAGCUGAGCAUACAGUACGCCACCGCGAUCACAUUCCAACGCCACACGAGAUGGAGGCGUUACUCUCUCACGCCUUUGACAACAUCGCGUCAAAGGACACGCAGAAGAUACGCAAGGGGCUCCGUCAGAUCGAGGGCAUGCUCGCGCAGAUAUGUCUCUCGAGCGGCAAGUCGAAACCAUCAACACCAGGUCAUCGUCGGAACGCAUCUGCCAUCAACCUAGGCGAGCAACAGCAGUCAACACCGAAGAAGCUGGGACAACUAGGCGAGGAUCCAGCUUUCAGGGAGUUCUUCAGGUUGCAGGAGGGCUUCGAGUGGAAUGUCUCCACGCGCGUAGCCGACUGUCUCGAUCGAUUGCUUGGUAUGGGGAGCAGUAAGGACGGCCAGAAUGACAUUCUUAUCCUCUCAUCGCUAUCGAACCUACAAGGCCUGCUUCUACUGCACCCGCCAUCGCGCAUCAUAUUUGGCCGCGAAGUCUACAUGAACGUCCUCCUCGAUCUCCUCGAUCCCUACAAUUGCCCGGCCAUCCAGUCGCAAGCUCUUCUGGUCCUCGUCACUGCACUUCUCGCGACACCACAGAACACACGCACAUUCGAGCAUAUGGACGGCCUGCUCACAGUAACGAGCUUGUUCAAGGACGAAGAGACAACACAGAGCGUGAAAGUCAAGCUACUAGAAUUCCUGUACUUCUACCUCAUGCCAGAAUCACCAGUUGUAGGUCACCGGAGUCCAAGCAAGUUGGCAAAUGCCUUCGAGCGGCGGAACAGCACUGCCAACGGCGAGGAUGGUGGAGGUGCGAACAAGAAGAACACUCGCACGCAAGAAGAAAAGCAGUAUAUGCUAGGAAAAUACCUAAACAACGUCGACGCCCUGGUCGAGGAUCUACAAGAAAGCGCCCCGUUCACGAGCGUUGCGUGUUGAGAUCGGAUCAAACAGGCUCCAGGGCAACCAAAAAACAACACCCACUGGUUUGGUGACCUACCUUCCUCAUUUCAUAUGUUCACUGUAUAUUUUCAUUUUGUUCAUUGCGCUGAUUGUGCUAGCUUUCAACUUUCUUUGGUUCUACAGCGAGGCGUUGGGGUCACAGCAUCCUCCCAUUAGCGGGUAAUCACACUGUUUCGAGCGUGCAUAGCUGGCGUUGGUCUUCCAGGUUUUCCCUUGCGGCGUUUGUUACCUGGCAAUGCUAGCUGGAUGGCGCAUUCAUUGCAGUUUGAUUUUUACUUUGUAUCAUUGCGGGUGGCUUGAUGGUGAAGCGCCGAGUGUUUGCUUAUCUGGAUAAGCCAAUGUACUAAUGCUCAGGAUAGGUCCAGGAACCUUAGCAUAAUCUAUUAUUUCCAGCA
Molecule: messenger RNA, 1530 nt
Organism: Dothidotthia symphoricarpi CBS 119687
Lineage: Eukaryota; Fungi; Ascomycota; Dothideomycetes; Pleosporales; Dothidotthiaceae
Product: cell division control protein 14
Exons: 3
Coding region: 242-1111 (289 amino acids)
Source: RefSeq, a predicted model, not a curated record